Messenger RNA from Cadophora gregata, 471 nucleotides. RefSeq names its product 60S ribosomal protein L25 (gene RPL25). The coding region runs from base 1 to 471 and encodes 156 amino acids. Lineage: Eukaryota; Fungi; Ascomycota; Leotiomycetes; Helotiales; Ploettnerulaceae. Gene Ontology annotation, molecular function: structural constituent of ribosome. The record is from RefSeq and is a predicted model, not a curated record. The transcript is spliced from 4 exons. Gene Ontology annotation, biological process: ribosomal large subunit assembly; translation. Gene Ontology annotation, cellular component: ribosome; cytosolic large ribosomal subunit.
AUGGCCCCAAAGGACUCAAAGAAAGGUGCUGCCACCAAGGGCAAGGGAAAUAAGCAAGCCAGCGCUGCUUCUAAGGCUGCCUUGAAGGGUGUCCACUCCCACAAGGUCCGCAAGGUCCGUCUCUCGACCACCUUCCACCAACCUAAGACCCUCCAACUCUCGCGCGCUCCCAAAUACCCACGCAAGUCGGUUCCCCAUGAGCCACGCCUCGAUGAGCACAAGGUCAUCAUCCACCCUCUCAACACUGAGAGCGCCAUGAAGAAGAUCGAGGAGAACAACACUCUCGUCUUCAUCGUCGACAUCCGUGCCAACAAGCGUCAAAUCAAGGAGGCUUUGAAGAAGCUCUAUGAUAUCGACACCAUCAAGAUCAACACCCUUGUUCGCCCUGAUGGAUCCAAGAAGGCUUUCGCCCGUCUGACCGCUGAUGUUGAUGCCCUCGACAUCGCCGCCACCAAGCUCGCCAUUGUCUAA